Hypoxylon trugodes is the source of this 2004-nucleotide messenger RNA. RefSeq lists its product as uncharacterized. The transcript has 4 exons. Gene Ontology annotation, molecular function: oxidoreductase activity; FAD binding. The record is from RefSeq and is a predicted model, not a curated record. Bases 138 to 1766 code for a protein of 542 amino acids. Lineage: Eukaryota; Fungi; Ascomycota; Sordariomycetes; Xylariales; Hypoxylaceae.
UACAUCCAUCAAGCUCUUUUCCUAUUUUCCUUUCUUUCCUUCUUCUAUUCGCAUAAAUAUUAUAUAUUUUAUAGAUUUCUCAACAGUUUUUUUUUUUUCCUUGUGUGGCUGCUUCAGAUUGGUCGUCGUCAGCCAAGAUGUUUUUUUCCCUUUGUGCGCUCGCCCUUCUCGGGCAAGCUGUGCUAGCCACACCCACGGGUAACCGAUACCCAUACGGCAAUGGAACUACCGCUCCUAUCUCCAACUUGAAGGCCUGCGUUCAAGCCGUCUUCGGUAACAACGCAAGCCAGCGAGUUGUAGAUGCCAACGAUGCCACCUACACCGAUGCCCGUCUUGGCGAGCCGAUUCAAUUCGAACAGUUCCCCGCUCUCAUCGCCUACGCUGAGACCGCUUGGGAAGUACCUGCAUUGAUAACCUGCGCCAAGAGGAAUGGAUACAAGGCCAUCCCCCGAAACGGUGGUCACCACUUCCUAAGCUACUCCGCCUUGAACAACUCUCUCACCAUCGACCUUACCCACAUCGACUACAUCAACGUUGCGCAAGACCUUCAAACCGCUACCGUCGGUGCUGGUAUUCGCCAAGGUGCCCUCUACGCUGGUCUUGGCGAAUACAACAAGACCUACGCUGGUGGUAUCUGCCCCACUGUCGGUCUUUCUGGUCUUCUUGGUUCCGGUGGUUUCACAAUGCAAAUGCGAUCCCUCGGCUUGGGUGUUGACAACGUCGUCGGUGCCAAAGUGGUCACUGCUGAUGGAAGACUCCUAACCGUUUCUGAGAACGAGCACCCCGACCUAUGGUUCGCUCUCCGAGGUGGCGGUGGAUCGACCUACGGUAUCGUUGUCGAAUGGACCCUUAAGCUUGUCACCUUCCCCCGAUCUGCUAUGGUCUUGUUGAACUGGACCGACACUGAGUCGCAAUUCCCUGUUGCCAAGCGCUUCUUCGAGUGGGGCCCCGCCGCUCCCAAGGAGUUGGGUUCGCAGAUCAACGUUUAUAAGAACCGUGUUGAAUUCGUCGGCUGGUACCUAGGUGGUUCCAAGGAAGAGCUCCAGCGCCUCAUUGACGACUCUGGUCUCCUCAAGAUCGGCAAGCCCCAGGUCUCUAUCGCCGGUAACUGCAACACUGACAACUCGCGUCUGUGGGGUUACGGUAUCAACGAGUGCAUUGCGGAUGCUCAGGUCGAACCCCUCGUUUCCAACCUCAACACUGUCCAACAAUCCUUCGCUCAGGUUGGCAACUACCCUCAAUUCUCCUUCGAUGAGACUACCAAGAGAACCGACUUGCCUGCCGCUUCUCCCUGGCCCCGAUUCCGCCGCAUGUCCAAGUCUUUCUUCCUUCAGAAGUCUAAGCCCCUCGAAGACUCUGUCCUCCAAGAGGUUAUCGACCAGAUCCGCCAAUUAGAUGACGCCUCCCAGGUUUGGGGUGAGUGGCACGCCUGGAACAUCUCCGACGCUUCUACCACCUCUGCCUUCGCCUGGAAGUCUCAGGCCUACGCCCACCUUGAAUUCCAGGUCCACGGAUCGGAAGACCCCACCACUCAGAAGACCUAUGAGAACUGGUUCGACAACCUCGAGUCGUUCCUGCGACCAGCUGUUGGCCAAGCCUCUUACUCUGGAUACAUGGACAAGGGUAUCUCAACCAACCACUUGACUUCUUACUACGGUGACAACGUCUGCAAGCUCAUCGGCAUCAAGAAACGCUGGGACCCGGAGAACUUCUUCACCAACCCCUACACCAUCCCGACUUCUGCCCCCGAAGGCAUUAACUGUUAAUGAAUUAAUACGAGUUUGGACCUCUCGUAAUGGGUAAACGGUUUCUUUUUCAUGUACUAGCAUUUUUUCAGCGCGAGCGAAAAUUAGACUGUAUCGGUUACCUUGGGACGGGAGUUGCUUGGCUCACACAUUUGAUAUCCAUGUAAAUUAUACUUAUCUGCAUCUACAUAUUCAUAAAAUUUAAAACUGUUGUUUAUUCAAAUUUUCGACUUGAUCUGCUUUGAUGAAUGCAUUUUAU